CUUACCUUGGUUGUUAUACAAGAGACAUAACAAAGUGCAACUUUUUUUAUGCGGUCCUUGUCCGCCGCAUAAAAAAAUUUUAGUCAAUAUGUUAUGUACAAAGUUGUUUAUUAUAUUCAACGUCAACUUCGUUGCAUGUUAGUCGACCAAAACCAACGAAGAACAGAUAAAGUAGUGAAGAUAUUCCUCAUACUUACACAAAAAUAUGCAAUAAACUGAAAAAAAUAAUAGGAUAAGAAAUAGUUAAAUUUUCGUAGUAACCAGAGAACUUCAUAUCCGAGUAAUCUGCGAAAAUAGAUACAGUGCAAUAGUAAAAGAGAUAUUCUCCAAAAAAGUGAAAGUGAGGAAUCGAGAAAGUUCUUACGACGAAUAUUAUAUGAGUAAAAAAUAGACAAGAAAGAUACACCAGAAAAAAAUAACAUAAAGCAAUGGCACAUUUAGUAUUUCAAUUGUUAAAGUAUUUCGCAGCAUUUAAUUUCAUUUUUAAUAAUUGUACGGCAAAUGAAACGAAAGAAUGGAGGACACAUACAUUGCCAGUUUAUGCAAUGCUAGCAAAUGCAGAACUCUUAAACUCAACUCAAUGUGGCAAGGAACUUACUGAAUUUCGACAAGCCGUUGAUCAGCACAUAUUAUGGAGUUUAAAAGUAAUUGAUGCAAGCGGGGAACCAAGACCAGGAUUCAUUAAUGAAAAUAAUUAUUGGCUGGGUAGCAAAAGUCAAUGCGAAGAUGCAGGAAACAGAGAUCCCUUGCUAUUAUCAGCAGAGAUAUUGAAAAACAAUUCGAAAUAUUAUCAUAACGACAAUGAAUUUCCACCAUUUGAAGUGAAAUUCUUUGUUGCUAAUUUUCGACAUAAUAGCACCUUACAAUAUCACUUUGUAAUACCCGACGAAGAUUUAAUAGUGUUAGGUAUGUGCUUACCAGCAUCCUGUUUGAAGGACCAACUUUCUACUCUUCUAGAAACCGUAUUUAGAAAUAGAACUCUUUUUAAAGGCGAAUUAUAUUCAGCCGACUUUACGUUGGUUGAAGUAAGAGAUCUAAUUGAUGACCAUCGAUGGUUGUUAAGUGGAACAUUCAUUACAAUGGCGUAUACUAACAAAUCUUUUAUUAUUUACCUAGUCCUUCGUUAAAUAUACAAUAUAACUAUAUUUUUUUAUUG
Messenger RNA from Polistes dominula (European paper wasp), 1156 nucleotides. Its product is annotated as nose resistant to fluoxetine protein 6. Gene Ontology annotation, molecular function: acyltransferase activity, transferring groups other than amino-acyl groups. Lineage: Eukaryota; Metazoa; Arthropoda; Insecta; Hymenoptera; Vespidae. The record is from RefSeq and is a predicted model, not a curated record.